CUUUACACCACACCCUCAAGCAUCGCGGAGACGCCAUUACCUGCAGCAUGGCACAGAAGCGUGCCACAGGGAGCAAGACCGCGCAUUUCGCACCUCUUCAUAAGUCGAGUGGCGAGAUGUUACCUGCAGGUCGUCGCGAUAGCGAAGUAAUUAGCGCUGAAUCUGAGACGGGACUAACGAUUGAAACGGGAGUUACGGGUGAGACGACAGGCACCUCACCUCCAGAUUCUCUCCAAUCCGACAGUGCCAUAGGCAAAGAGGUCUACAGGCGAGUGAAGGAAGCCGAAGCGAACCUGCAAAAAGCCAUCGAUGAAGGAAAGCCGGACCACGAAAUUUCGGAGAAGACCCAUUGUGCGGAGUCGAUGCGCGCUGUGGCUACGGGUCGAAAAAUAACGAUGCGCGAUCUUACGGAUACGGUGAACAGGGUCAAGGACCACUUCGAGCGUCAGCUCAACAUGUACGCGACGAAAUUCGAUGCGGUUGAUACGAAGUUGGUCGAGGUUGACGCAAAGGUUGACGCGGUGGAUACAGCUCAGGCUGGGGCUGAGAAUCGGAUUAGUAGGCUGGAGUUGGAGGUGUUUGCACAGGUGCGUGGUCAAUUGAUUAUCACUAAAUUUUAUCUAACGAACACGACGAAGAAUUCCGACGCGUACGACGACAUCAUACGCUGACAGACAGUGGAUUCGGCCCGAGAACGAUUUUAUCUGGGCAUGCUCAAUUUUCUAGGUGACCUCUCUAAGAAGACGCCUGCUGCGUCUUCGACCUUGAGCUUCGAUUCUAACCUCGAUCUACCAUUGUCACGCGCGUACUACGUCUCCGAGAAGGAUGGGUACUUCAACUGGCUGACGUUCUGGAACAAGAUCGCUACGAGUGAUAGGGUUUACUACUCCUACAACACUCCAACCGGUGAGAUUCAGACCAGGUGGUACAGGAAACUCGACGACCAGUUGUACAACUCCUGGCUCAACGCGAUACCAUGGUACAUCAGUGGUCUCCGUGUUCAAGCAGAAAAGGACCGAGAUGCCGCUUUGAAACUACGCAUUGCAUCAGGCGAGGUGACGGAGGCUUCAAAGGCCACGGAGGAGACGGAGACAGCGAGGAAGUCUCAUCGAAGAGAUCGUUCUAUUACCCCACCUACUAUGUCAUCCAUCCUAAGCGCCGGAAUGCGAGUGGUGAAACGUUUCAAGCGAGACAGCAGUGAAGGCCGCAAAUCUGACCCGGAAACGUCGAAGAAAAUGGACGCACCCCUGUCUAGUGGGUCAGGAAUCGCGGAAAAGGUGAAAAACUUACCGAUUCUCGGUCGCGGUAAGGAUAAUGACGGUAGAAAGGGUACGGGCCCGAAGUCAUCUCCCUCGCAGGCAAGUCUUUCUACCCGUCCGACUCUUAUUCCGCCGUCACGUCCCCUGUCGCCCGCGGUGACGCUCUCUAGUGCACAGACAGGGAAAGCGACGUCGACUCUGCCAGCCCAGCCGUCUCGUCCACAGCCUCAGGACACGAAUCCGCCAGUUCCCGAGUCGCUUCCACACCGUGCAGGCAUGCUUCCACAAGUUCCUACGUUGCUUCCACAGCAUUCAAUUGUGGUUCCUCCAGCGGGCACCGCAUCAACUCCAGAAGCCACCGCGCCAACAGACUCCACAUCAACAGGCAAUGCACCGAUGACCGUACAUGCAAAUGCACCUAUCCCGAUUAAGAAGACCGGCCAAUCUUCACGCUCGUCUCGGGAAGCAUUCACGGGCGGGGUGUUUCGUACCCCUAAAUCAUCCACUUCGCACUCUGCCGUGCACUAUGACUAUUACUCGACCUGGUCCGCUAAGGACCAAUGGCGAUUGAAUCAUGCGAAAACUCCGGCCGACCGCAAAGACAUUGAAGCCGAGAUCAAGUUACGCAAGGCCGCGGAAACGGCUUACGCCCUAGAAAUUCUCCGAGACGAAGGCGUUUUGCGGGACAUCUUCCUCGAGUCCAAUGAACUGAGAGACUACAGCACACGGGCUGCACAUCCUCUUCGUGAUACGCUGUCAAACCAAAUUCCUUUGCAGCUUGACAAAGUGACGCGUGCCAGGUGGAUUCGUGCCCUGAAUAACACCUCCAAACUUCCCAUUAAGAAUGCCCCGGACAUUGCCGUAAAACUUGGGAAGGUUUUUAGGUGCAUGGAAAUGGAUUACGAGACGUACGAUCCUCUCGGAGAUAUCGCUGAGGAGGGCGAGGGCGAGUAUAGCAAAGUGGGCGAAGGCGAUGAGGGCGACGCUGCAAUGACCGAUGAGUUGGAGGAGGGAGAACUACCGGAGGACAAGUAUCAGUCGAAGAAAAGGAGCGUGAAGGACGGAAAGAAGCCGAUGAUGUCUUGAACGUGAGUUGACCCCACGAUUCGUCUCGCAUCACUUGCCUGACUUUCUCGGGGUAGCCCUGCUCCUUCCCGCAACAUGCACCACAACUCGCAAUGUAAUGGAUGACUGUGUGUUUAGAAACUGGACUCUGGACUACAAUCGAAUUAGUCGUGCUUUGAAUAUGCUGUCGUAUUAUAUCUGUUAGCUGUUUUUGUGACUCAAAUAAAACUUAUUUAUUAUAAAAAUCUU
This is a messenger RNA of Fomitiporia mediterranea MF3/22, 2573 nucleotides long. RefSeq lists its product as uncharacterized. The transcript is spliced from 3 exons. Lineage: Eukaryota; Fungi; Basidiomycota; Agaricomycetes; Hymenochaetales; Hymenochaetaceae. The record is from RefSeq and is a predicted model, not a curated record. Bases 711 to 2345 code for a protein of 544 amino acids.